Molecule: messenger RNA, 1384 nt
Organism: Cetraspora pellucida
Lineage: Eukaryota; Fungi; Glomeromycota; Glomeromycetes; Diversisporales; Gigasporaceae
Source: the annotation of a GenBank genome assembly
UGCCAUUACUACAAGGCUCAACCUCAAAUUGUAUACUAAUAUUGAUGGGAAUAUUAACCUCCUAGACCAUCAAAGAGUAGUGUGUCAAAUAAAGAGUUUACAUCGCAUUAUUAAUAAAUGUAGAUGCAAGAAGAAAUGUAAAUAUUCUCCAAUACCAUAUAAUUUAUGGCUUGAUGAAAUAGUAUCUAUAAUUGCUCAAGCCCACACCCGUAAAACAUUUUGCUUGGCUUCUAAUAAAGAAACUGUAUUAGCCGAACUCUGGGAAUGGGCUAAGCAAAUAUCUUCAUUACCUCCAAUGAACGAAAAAGAUGUACAAGGGAUUGUUCAUGCUCUUAGAACUGAUUUUCCUAAAUUACAUAUUAAAAAUUAUCAUGAUAAGUCUGAUCCGGCUGAAAAGGCUCAAGAUUUUAGUAAUGUUGAUGAAACAUGGAAAGAGGUGGACCUUGUUGCAUAUACUAGCACUUUAAAAAUAGACAUUUCUUGUACUAACUACAAGUUUGAGCGGGCAUUCUGUCUCUUUAACAGCUAUAUCAAAACAAAUGCUGGAACAAAUCAAAUGCUGUUCUAUAUGAGAUGUAUCAAGAAUUAUGUGUAUUAUAUUGAGCAAAGAGCAUCUAAUGUCCCUAUUAUAGAAGAAGAGUUAUUUAAUUGGUUAUUAAAAGCAAAACGAGAAUCUCUACCUCUGGAGCUUCAAAAUAGAGAAAUAUUCCCAGAUGUAGAAUCUAUAAUUCGAAAUAAGGAUAUUUCAACAAUUCGAUUAUGGGUGGCAUAUAUGUUGGAAAAAUUCCAAUCUCAUUGUUUAUUUGGGUGGAGAAUGGUAGAUUUUCUUAAAAAGGCAGGUAUGAUAAUUUCUAUAAUAAAAGCUAUUCCAAAAGCUAAAGAUAAUACUGUGACAUUAACUGAAACAGUAAAGGGAAAACAAACCAAAGAAGACUUUAGAAGAAAUAUAUACGUUAAACUGGAUCAUAUUGCAGAUUGCUAUGAAGUAUCAUCUGAAUCUAUAACUGAAGAAUUUAUUACAGAUUACGAUAUUGAUGAUCGAAAUAGAUAUAAAGUUUUUGAUAAUACAAAUGCAUCUCGUAGUGCUAAAAAAUCUGGCUUAAAAUCAGAUAAAGCAAAACUUGGUUUAUUAAAUUCAGCACUUUCUACAAUCUAUGAGAUAAAGUUUAAAACUACUAAUAAUAAAAAUACGUAUUACCAUCUAGUUGGAACAUUUGACUAUGAGGAUGCUUCCAAAUUACCACCAUAUCAAACAGAUGAAGGGCAAUUUUAUGAAAAUGAUGAGGAUAUGCAUUAUGGAUAUAGUAAACUCUCACCUGAUGAAUUAGAACCAUCUCCUAAUUGUAUCUCACAAAAUACUCAGGACUUAUUCGAUAUUAUUUAA